AUGCAUUCAACUGCGUGUCUGCGAUGUCAUCGGAGAAAGGUCCGAUGCGACAAGUCUCUCCCACAGUGCUCCGCAUGCACAAGAGCCAGAGUGACAUGCCAAUACACGACCAGUGAUCACCAGCACCGCCGUCAGCACAUUCAGAGGCUGGAGCAGCGAAUUCGGCAACUGGAGGCCGACAAUCAAUCCCUAUCUACUCGGUUAGAGAGCAGUCAGGAUAUACUCGUGGCAAACGGUGAUCCUGGAUCUGCAGUCCCGUCACAUCACGAAGGGACUGUUGGGUCUAGAGAUGAUGAAGUGGCGGAGCAAGUACUCCAUACUUCUCUGGUUGCUGGAGGAGGUCAUCACUUCGUCGGUUCGACGAGCGGUCUGCUGCUCGCAACCCUGCUCCAGUCCGGCAACCCGUCGUCAUCCCUUUUCCCGAUUCCCACAGGCCAAACGGGCUCAGAGUUAGAGCGAACUCGCCAUUCCUCUUAUACAGAAUCUAAUAGACCGCCAAAAGGACUGGCCAAAGACUUGUUGCGAGCGUAUUGCGGCCAUGAUCACCUCUGUUAUCCUUUUAUCUCGACAAAAUCUCUCUUUCGGUCCUUGGAUGCAGUGUAUGAUGUGAGUGAUGACGAGGACCCUGUCGACGCUUUCUUCGUCGACAUGACGCUUGCAAUCGGAACCGCCCAAGCACAUCGCCUAAACUGGAACGGUAACUAUGAUUCCGAAGCAUAUUUUCAUCGCGCCAUGACAAGGUUGAUCGAUGUGCUUUCUCGAGGCGGUGUCGAACGGCUGCAAGCGCUUUUGUUAAUUUGCCAAUACAAGAUGGGCUCUACUUCUAGCAGCACUACUCCGAGUGUGUGGCAUCUUAUCGGCGUAGCGGCGAGAACCUGUUUAGAGAUGGGCCUUCACCGAGCAUCGACCUAUUCGUUACCUUCUGUGCCGACGGAGUCGACAGAUAAUAACGAUAGUACCUGGCAAGCAAAAGUCGAGGCAAUGGAAAUAAAAAAGAAGUGCUUCUGGAGCUUGGUGGCCUUAGACAGAGUUGUGAGUCUGGCUCUCGGGCGCCCUUUCGCAAUACAAUUGGAGGACAUCGAUGUAGACCUCAAUGACGACCACGAAUUUACUAGUCAUGCCCAACAAGAGGCAAACUCACCCCCUACACUAAGCGGAUCCCCCAACAAUGAUCAGAUUAGGACGUCCUUGUUUGUGUACAUUGUGCGAUACCGGCUCAUAUGUGGGAGAAUAUCCAACUCACUGCAUCGAGCCUCGAAGUCAAAAGGAGAUUCUACUGAUUUAGUGCGUGCAAGAGACUGCUUAGCCCUGGAGCUGCAGGAUUUGUAUGUUCAAACAGAAAAAUUGCCGCUUUUAACCAGGAACGAUCAAGCAUUCCAUGAGCUUGGAGCCGAAGGAGGGUCAAGCUUCCUUUCCAAGGAAUGGUAUCGACUGUUGUACCACAAUGGUAUGUUGAUGUUGUACCGUCCAUCGCCAUACCUCUGUGAUACUUCCCAUAAUAGUGUCGCGUUGCAACAUCUCUUCCGCUCCUCUCGCGAAGCGAUCCAUCUAUAUUCUAACCUGCAUCGGUCUAGAAAGCUCAAUUAUUCCUGGAUCACCAUGCACACCAUAUUCCUAGCGGGAUUGUCAUACAUAUACGCCCUUCGAACCCAUUUCCAAACUAUUCAUUCGCAAGCCACCCGGCCAAUGUUAGCCAGCACGCCAACGAUCACCGAAGUGGUGAACGAUACCCGGACUUGCUCCAAGGUGCUGCUUGCAGUCGCCGAGAGACAAGAUAUUGCACGGAACUGUUCAGAGCUUUUUGAUCGACUCAGUGAUGCGCUCAUUGCAGACGUGUUUGCGGCUCAGAGAGGUCCUUCAACGGGGGUUCCUGUAUCCACCCCGGCGCCGAAUUUCGCGACCGAGACGUGCUCCUUGAUGAAUAUGCCCGGAGAGAGUUUCUAUAACCAAGUACCGGAGGAAAAUUGCAUGAAUGUGAACAUGGCCAUCGAUAGUACAUUUCGGAAUUACUUUGGUGAUCUACAAAGUCUAGGGUUUGACGACUUGCACAACGACGCUCUUUCCCAGCUUUCCCAAGAAUGGUUCAUUGGGCUCGGCGAGGAUCGAGGGGUUUUGGGCAGUCUUUGA
Molecule: messenger RNA, 2127 nt
Organism: Aspergillus affinis
Lineage: Eukaryota; Fungi; Ascomycota; Eurotiomycetes; Eurotiales; Aspergillaceae
Exons: 1
Coding region: 1-2127 (708 amino acids)
Biological process (GO): positive regulation of transcription by RNA polymerase II; DNA-templated transcription
Molecular function (GO): DNA-binding transcription factor activity, RNA polymerase II-specific; zinc ion binding; sequence-specific DNA binding
Source: RefSeq, a predicted model, not a curated record